AAAGACGCGCUGCAAUAAGCGAACACUGUCGACGUCCUUCUGUGCAUCUGUGGCCAGCUCUAAUUAUCUGCCCACGCCAGGAUGCGCCGCUCCGCUCCGCCAAAGCAGAGAAAUGUUUCCGCCUGCUCGUCAUUACCGCUCUCCUGACUGCUGGAGGCAGACGCGCCGCCGCCACAGCUCACUGCCUCUCAAGUUUCUCCAUCGUGCGCCUCCGUGUUUUUAACACUGUUCAGGUCUGAUCUUCCCUCUUUCUUCCUUCUUCUUUCUCACCACCCCUGAGGGAAGUGUCUGUACUGCAUAUUACUAUGCGAUCAGAGGGGCUGGAGGUCGGCGCAGCCCGGGAUUGAUCGCUCACUGACACCGUGCGCCUCUUCUCUUUCUUGAACGCAUCUUGGAGGUAUAAAAGCUGCUGCUGCCGCUGCUGCUCCGGCUCUCCUUGGCAGUACCAUGUCCAUGCGAAAGGCGUCGUUGACGGACAAGCAGGCUAAAAACGGCACGUCAAAAUAUGUGUUGGAGAGAUGCGCCUCUAUUAACGAGUACUAUGAUAUUGCCUUCAAGGUGAUGCUGCUCGGAGAUUCGGCGGUGGGGAAGACGUGUGUCUUGGUGCGCUUUAAAGAUGGGGCAUUUCUGGGAGGCAACUUUAUAGCCACCGUUGGAAUAGACUUUAGGAAUAAAGUGGUGGAUGUUGACAACCUGAAAGUCAAGCUCCAGAUCUGGGACACAGCUGGUCAGGAGAGAUUCCGCAGCGUAACGCACGCAUAUUACAGAGAUGCCCAGGCAUUACUUCUACUUUAUGAUAUCACCAACAAGCCAUCGUUUGACAAUAUCAGGGCUUGGCUGACUGAAAUACACGAAUAUGCCCAGAAGGAUGUGGUCAUCAUGUUGCUCGGCAACAAGUCAGACAUGGCUGCAGAGAGGGUGGUGAAGACUGAGGAUGGAGAGAAGCUGGCCAAGGAAUAUGGGGUGCCAUUUAUGGAGACCAGUGCAAAGACAGGAGUCAACGUGGAGCUGGCUUUUCUCGCAAUAGCAAAGGAGCUGAAGCACAGAGCGACACAGCAGCCAAAUGAGCCCAAGUUCAAGAUUCACGACUACAUUGAUUCUCAGAAGCACAAGUCUGGCUGCUGCAGCCUCGGGUAGCAGAUGUUGGAACGCCACGCAGAGAGACGGAUGCAAGAUAAAGAAAGAUGGAGGGAGGAAGGGUGGGAUUGAAGAUGGGGUUGAGGUAAAAGAAUAAAGAAAAAUGUCUCUCUUAUGAAAAGCCAAUCCAAGCAACCAUACCCCCUUGAGAGGCAGAUGCUCUCGACUUCUGUGCGGAGCUAAUGGCUGAGUGAAAGCAAAUCUGGACUUACUGCCCUUGCUGAAAUGUGAAUUUAAAUAGUUUGUGUAAUGUGUAGAAACGUUCGUGAUCUUUGUGGUGACAGUUGUAUCAGAGUACACGUCAAGACUUACAGUCUGAAAUUCUAUACCCGUCUGCAGGGACUCCCUUGAUAAGCGGCAGGUUUUCAUGGACCACCCAAAUGACUCUUUAUGUGGAUAUAGCAUUUCUUUUUUGCCAUCAGAGUUUGCUUCAUUCCAGUUUUACCAGGCUGUUAACUGAGCCCCCUCCUCCUGCCUUUGCAGUCUUUAUCUUCAGUCAAGAGCUCACAGUCAGAUUGUAGCUAAAUGGCCCCGUCUGUUCACAUCUGUACUGCUGUUAGAUAGAACAAAGACAAUAUUUUGAGGGCAAUACCAACCUCGUGUCUGUCAUUACGUUCAUAUCAAGAGACUGUAGAUGUACAGUUCCAGUUAGUUAGUUUACAUACACUCAUCAUGGGUGUUAAUGUCACAAUAAUUUAGGCUUUUAAUCUUAUUUUUGACAGUUCUAUUCUAUGUGGGCUGCAUUAACAACAUUAAACUUCAAUGUUUUUUCCAAAAAAAGAACUGGAUGCACAAUUUUUCAUUUAUUAGGCUUUUCUCUUAUUCACAGGGGGUCAAAUUAGUCCGUUAACACUGAUCAUAGAUGGUGUGAAACUUUUAGCCUACAGUAAGUUUGCACAAUGAAAGUUGUUCUGUAUUUUGGAUGUCCUUUAGCUAUAAAGGAACUGGUUCAAUUGCUAUUGUUUACUGGAAGAUGCUCAUGAUUUUAGUUGUGUAAUAUCCUUUAGCAAGUUGCAGAGGAACCACAAUUUUUUUUUGCCAUCAACAAGCUUCUUGCAUAAUUCUGGCUUAUUUUUAAAUUCUCUUCAUAUCAGAACUAUAACAGUUCAUUUAAAUUGGUUUCCUAGGGAAGACCCAGCUUAGAGACAUAAACUGUAAAUGUCCAGUAGCCUUAAGCUCUGGGCUUUGGAGAGGUUAUUCAAGAAGAUUAUUAAUAGCUGGCUUUGUCCAUCCAAAGCUGGUUUUAUUGUGAGCUUCGGAUCAUUGUCCCGUUGGAACACCAAACCGGUCCCAAGAUUCAACGAUCUAGUUGUUGAUUUUCAAAUGAAGUUAAGGAAUUUAUAGGUAGUCCUUCGUAAUUAUUCCCUGCACCUUGAGCAAUCAGCCAGUACAAUGCCAAAACUGUCCUUCAGCAUGAUCCUGCCAUCAACAUGCUUGGCAGUUUGUGCAGUGUUCUUAGGCUUGAAAGCUUCACCUUGGCUCCUCUAAACUCACUUCUUGUUAUUGUGGCUAAGGAUGCUUUCACAAUGGGAAAGACCAAGGAACUCGGUUUGAUUAGGCGGGGAAUGCCGCCUUAUGAAAUUUCACCCCUUCAUUUGGUUUGGUUUACUUUCCCACUAAGCUUUUGACCAAACUGCCUGGACAAUAUAUGCAGUUACAACAUUUAGAUGUUUGAGGCGCUAUCACAACAAGCUGCUCAGUAUAAGCUGCAGGCAAGGACUAAUGUUGAGCAAGUUAUUGCAAGAAUUUAAAAGUUUUGUAAUUGCAUAAAUAGCCAAAAAUCAUAUGUAACUUCCUCCCUAUUGUUCACUUCCUCCCCUUGGUUCACUGGAUAGUCUGGUUGCAUUCUCACUGUGAGCAAACAUUUUUAGGUAUCAUGGUUCACCUAGUAGCUCCACAACAGAGUUUCAAUGAGCUUUCACCUCUACCCAUUCACACCAGACUAUCCAAGGGAAAAAAAAACUCUGGUUCGUGUUAAGAGUACCAAACAAUGAUGGUGUGAAAGUGCCUGAUACAGGUCAACAUUUGUCCCAAUCUGAACAUAAAACCUGUCCCCAGGCAUUUGGCUUGUCCAUGUUGGCAGCUGCGAAUUUCAGUUGAACUUGAAUGUGUGGAUAUUAAAGCACAUCUGUCUUUCUUGGUUGACACCCUCUCAGUCCAUGGCGAUGUAAGAAUUUAUCCACUUUGUACAAUGUACCAGUGCCACUGACAGCAAAAAGGGCCCCCAGCAUGAUCCUCCCACCACCAUGCUUGACUGCUGGUACAGUGCUCUUAGGUCUGAAAGCCUUGUGAAGAGUGACAAUGGUAUUCUAAAAUUUUCUAGUUCAUGAUAACCUCAACCCUCGGUGAUCCUUGGGUUGUUCAUGAACAUCCUAACAAUUUCCUUUUAUCUGAAGGGGGCUGUUUGGGUCAAGUCAUUAAAACUUCUACAUAAUUUGUGUUCCAACAGGACAAUGAUCCCAAACACCUAUCAAAACUGGGUUUGGAAUGGAUAAACAGACUAUCAUUAAGCUUCUGGGAUGACUGAGAAUUCAACUCUAUAAUAAAUGUUCUGACUGUGAUUGAAAGCUGGGCCUUUUUCAGUAGCCCAGCCAAUUUAAAUGAACUCUACCUAUUCUGCCUCAAAGAGUGUUCAAAUAUUGCCAGGCCCUUGUUGAUGACUACAAAAGGGGUGAAGUUUCUUUACAACUUGCUAAAAGGGAGUUUUCUCCAAAUGUCAGUGGGUGGGGGUGUAUGUUUAUAUUUGAGCCUUUUCAUAUAACUUUAGCCAUAUGUGGAUUAGAAAAAAUGCACAACAAAUUAAAAUUUCUUGUUUAUAAGAAUCUUUGAAGUUUUUUGUUGCACCAUCAGUCAAUUCAGGGAGAAGAACAGUUCAAAUAAAUCAUUAAAAGUGCAAGUUUACUGAGACAAUCAUGCCUGUGAGUAUGCAAACGUCUAACUGGCUAACACACACAAAAAACCGUAUUUUUACUCACUCAGAUUUUCCACUGCCCCAAGCAUUGUUGUCUCUUCUAAUGAUGGAUGUUGUUGUUGAGACUGUGCCAAGCUCUAGUUGUUCAUGCACCGCAUUGUGUAUUACUUUGUACACUGUUCAUUAUGAAUGUUUGGUUGUCUCUCCCUCUAUGGAGGCGUCACAGUGAUCACAAAGUGCCAUUAAAGUGCUUUGUUAUCAUACACAAGAUAUAAAAAGCAUAUUUUGUAAUGUA
Messenger RNA from Girardinichthys multiradiatus, 4343 nucleotides. RefSeq names its product ras-related protein Rab-37-like. Lineage: Eukaryota; Metazoa; Chordata; Actinopteri; Cyprinodontiformes; Goodeidae. The transcript has 9 exons. The record is from RefSeq and is a predicted model, not a curated record. Bases 448 to 1137 code for a protein of 229 amino acids. Gene Ontology annotation, cellular component: endosome; Golgi apparatus; trans-Golgi network transport vesicle. Gene Ontology annotation, molecular function: GTPase activity; GTP binding. Gene Ontology annotation, biological process: Golgi vesicle fusion to target membrane; protein localization to plasma membrane; regulation of exocytosis.